AUGCCGGCUAUCUCCCUUCGCACCGGAUGGCCCGCCUUGCGCCUCCGCAGUCUGCAAUCGGCCCGAAUGACCCAGAGCAUCGCACCGUCUCGUUCCUUAUACAGCAUCAUCCCCGGAAACACUCUCAGACGAUGGAGCACACACGGCACACAUAUUUCCAAUCCAUUACGCACCUCUCCAACGAUUCCACAAUAUUCAAUCCUCUCUAUUCGACCCUACUCGACCACCCAAUCCCCCGAACCAACGGCAGAUCUUCUAAUCGAAGAACUCCAAGACCUCUACGAAAUCGCCAAAGACGAAUUCGAAAUUGCGACGGACAGCACAGACGGAGCAACCAUCUACGCCGCCUCUGACCGCGAGUCCGCGCGCGAUGCUUUGAACCAGCUCUGCGCGGUGUAUCAUCUGUACACGGCUCGGCCGGGCGAGGAUGUCGACAAUGGUGUUAGACAUAUCAAGAAUGGAGUUGAGGGACAGUCGGAGGCUGGAGAAGAUGCGGUUGUAGAGACAAACUUCAACCCGGAGGAUGUUGGGAAGGAGGUUCGUGAAGAAGUGAGGAGGAGGGUUGGGCAGAGGGUUAGGGAGUUGAGGAAUGCGGUUGAGGUUCUGGAGGAGAGGGCUCAUGCUGAAUGA
Penicillium brasilianum is the source of this 630-nucleotide messenger RNA. The record is from the annotation of a GenBank genome assembly. NCBI's taxonomy places the organism in Eukaryota, Fungi, Ascomycota, Eurotiomycetes, Eurotiales, Aspergillaceae.